AUGACGACGGUUGAAACUGCAGAGGAAAGGAAACCCAGGCAUGCCGAGGUCCGCUCCACCAUGAGCCACUUCCGCAACAAGGAAGGCAUGCUCAUCAGGACCUACGCCUCCAUUGUCAGUGACGCGAAGGGUUCCAUCGUUUUGGUGCACGGCAACCGCUGCCACUACAGGGCGGAGUUCGCCGCGUACAACAUGAACUGGUACCUAGACACCUUCAAGAUUGGCGAACCGCAGGUCGAUGACAUCGUGGCGAAGGAGCUACAGGCUGUCUACCCGAGGGGCGCCGACAAUUUGCUUAGGAAGGCGAGUUCCAAGGGUGAGAAGGGGUUCGACAUCGACGGCCAGAACUUCUUCGACCUCUCGCCCAGGUUCGUGUACGAGGGCAGCUUCAUAAACAAGCUCAACGAGCUCGGCUACAACGUGUACGGACUCGACCACCAGUCCCACGGCAUGUCGGAGGGUUUGAAGGGGAGGCGCAACUACUAUCUGGACCUCGAAAACAUUGUCGACGACGUCAUCCAGUUCAUCGACAUUGUCAAGAGGGGCCAGUUCGAAAACACCGAGGAAAGGUACACUGAGGGCGUCAUUGGCGGGCCGUCCCAAAUUGGCAAGAUCUACCUCGCUGGCAUCUCCAUGGGCGGCUUCAUUGUGCUCAGGACCGCGCAAAAGACGGCCAUAUACAACCAGGACAACCACAUGUUCGUCGACGGGUUGAUCGCGUUCGCGCCCAUGUGCGACCUCUCCUCCUACACCGCAAGCCUCGGCAGGAAGAUACAGCUGCUCGUCACCAAGAUGCUGGCCUGCUGCUGUCCCGCCGCAACGUGCAUGGUACCCAACGAUAGGAUAAUCAACAACAUGAACACCUUCGUCAGGGGACAGGAUCCGCACUUCUUCAAUGGCAAGCAGUGCUACGGCGUUAUUCUGAGUCUGAUUGCCGCCACCAAGACGUUGCACAAAAACUACCAUUUGUACCCGGAAAACCUGCCUACGCUCGUCGUCCACUGUGAUGGAGACGACACGGUUUCGGUUAAGGGUUCCCGUGAGCUCACCGGCAAGAUCCUGAAGGACCACAAGGACCUGAAAUAUGUCGAGCUCAAAGGAAAUGUACACUGCCUCACCUCCGUCCUCUACAACGAAAACAUUAUGCCCCAUGUAUCCGAGUGGCUCGCUAGGGUGAACGCGUGA
Babesia bigemina is the source of this 1185-nucleotide messenger RNA. RefSeq names its product lysophospholipase, putative. The transcript is spliced from 3 exons. The coding region runs from base 1 to 1185 and encodes 394 amino acids. The record is from RefSeq and is a predicted model, not a curated record. Gene Ontology annotation, cellular component: membrane. Gene Ontology annotation, molecular function: lipase activity. Lineage: Eukaryota; Apicomplexa; Aconoidasida; Piroplasmida; Babesiidae.